AUGGCUCAGAGCUGCAUUUCUCUUGCCAACUCAGCCUCGUGUCCGGCGUUCAAUGCGUCCUCCAUCUCCACGGAUAGCAGUUUGACCGCGCUGUUCCCAUUCCUUUCGUCCGUUGGGGACGUUGCAUCUUUCGAUUCCGGCAUCCGAGACUACAUUGCACAGAAUUUUACACAAUCGAGGUCAGUACAAUGCCAUUGUUCGCGCCCGACGCGCAUCGAAGCUGACUGUCGUCGCAGAUACCAAACACUAAUAGGUUGUUCGAAUGUAAACCUUGAUAAUACCACGGCCUUCUACGCCAGAUACACCACCAGUGUAUUGUGCAAUGCAAUUGUACAGAACUCAAUCCAGCCCUGCGCCCUUACUGGAGACGCAGCGACGCCCCUCUGCGCAGAGACUUGCGCCGAAUACGCUCAGAGUGAGCAAGAGAUUGCUGCGAGUAACGUUUGCGGUACUACCAACUCCAAUGCACUGCAGCAAAUUCGAGCCGACUUCACCAACUGCGCCCUGCCCGCCAACUCCAUCACUGGUACUUGCAUUCAGGGCUAUCAGAACCAGCAGACCGAAUGUGGCUUUUCCACCAACCUCGGCGGCCUCUGCUCAUACUGCGCAUCAAGCUCGCCGAACUCUACAGACUCUUGCUGUGUCUUCUCCAACACCACAGAGAGAUGCCAGGGCGUGACUCUGCCCAUCGUGGCCUCAUCGUCGCUGGCUGCUGUCACAAUGACGGCAUCAGCCUCGCCGACUUCCUCGACCACGGGGGCGGGUGCAUCGAACAACAACGGCGGUAAUGGACUAUCAAAGGGAGCGAUUGCCGGGAUCGUGAUAGGAUCUGUUCUGGGAGCGCUGCUGCUGCUGGCGCUGCUGAUCUUCGCUUGCACGUUCUGGAGACGGCGAAGAGACCAUAGUCCGGCCACGAGCAUUUUCAAUCAACCUUCAGCCGGGAGAGGUACGCCGCAGAUGUCAUAUAGCGAUGGGGCGAGGGAUCAUCAAGAAGCGGCAGGUCUUGCGCUUGGAUCAGGCGGCCGUGUCGCUCGCAUGGCUGCAUUGGAGGGCUCAAGCAGCUCGGACCAUGCAAUGCCAUACGCCAUUGGAUAUGCCAAGGACGGCUCGGAAGAGGUCGACAGUCCAGAGAGAAGGCUUGCACCGCCUCCAAAGCGAAGUGGCUCUCUUUCGAGCGGUUCGCAGCUUGGUGUUGCCAUGGGAGACAAUCUCGAUACCUCGCCGAGCUCCAAUGCCGAAUAUACUUCACCCGAAUCGCAAGGCCAGAGCGAGCAACUCGACUUCUUCAAGGACUACUACUCCCAAGAUGAGAUUCGCCAAGGCGACUUGGUAGCGACACUCUGGGCAUACGAACCUCGUGCGGCCGAUGAAUUCCAGCUUGAGCGCGGCGACAUGGUCAAGGUCCUGGGCAUCUGGGACGAUGGCUGGGCGACCGGUGUCCGCGUCAGGCAAAGAGCGGACGACUGGCGGCCCGAGGAUAGGGUGCUGCGAGACAGUGGUCUCAGCGCCAAGCCGCCGGCGGAGGACAACGACGAAGGGGAAGUCAAGGCUUUCCCGUUGGUCUGCGUGUGCCUACCGCAGCACUGGGCGAAGACGAUCGAAGGCGAUUCCACAGAAGGCUCCCGGCCCGGAGGAUAUCCCGACCGUUCAUAG
Messenger RNA from Lecanosticta acicola, 1653 nucleotides. The record is from the annotation of a GenBank genome assembly. Lineage: Eukaryota; Fungi; Ascomycota; Dothideomycetes; Mycosphaerellales; Mycosphaerellaceae.